Molecule: messenger RNA, 2322 nt
Organism: Anopheles stephensi (Asian malaria mosquito)
Lineage: Eukaryota; Metazoa; Arthropoda; Insecta; Diptera; Culicidae
Product: dual specificity protein kinase Ttk-like
Exons: 6
Coding region: 163-2115 (650 amino acids)
Biological process (GO): chromosome segregation; mitotic spindle assembly checkpoint signaling; peptidyl-serine phosphorylation
Cellular component (GO): spindle; nucleus; kinetochore
Molecular function (GO): protein serine/threonine kinase activity; protein serine/threonine/tyrosine kinase activity; ATP binding
Source: RefSeq, a predicted model, not a curated record
AUUUUUUGAAACGACGCAACUGUCAUUUGCUUGUGUCACUUGAAAUUUGCAAAAUAAUAACAGCUUUUAGCGGCUUUCGGCGGAAGCUGGUGUAAAACAACGAAAAGUUUAGUUAAAAACGAUACUGUCGCGAUAAAUAAUACAUGGAACUGGGUCCGAACAAUGCCGCAAACGGACACUAACGCUUCUGCAAGUACGCUGGCGACGGUAUCGUUCACAUCAGACACGCUGAAACACCCAACCGAGCGACAGCAAAGCGGCACAAACAUAACAAUUGACAAAGAAGCUUCCGAAGAUGCUUCACCGCGAGGUUUCCGAUCGACAAGAAGUUUUCAACCAAAGCGAGUGUCGGAGCUGCCUCCGCUAGAAUCUGAUUCCGAUUCCGACGGCGAUGGCAACCUCAACUGUGCGAUCCUGAACGAUUCGUUUCUACUGACGCCGUCAAAAUGCAUCGAGGAGGAGGACAGUGUAGAUAAAAAGAUUCCAUCCAAAGCCACAAUCAGAAGUGUAACCGAUGCCGUACCGAGGUCACGCAUAAAGCUCGAAGACAAGCUCCCCACGAAGAAUGGUGCGCCGGACGUUGAUUCCAAAACGGUGAAGCGAGCGCCAUUGGUAGAGCGAUCCCAAUUCGAGUUGAAGCCGUGCAACGAUUCUUCUCCCACCAAAUCGACACGAAGUCAGGAUUCCGGGUAUGGAGCAAGUGCAACCAUCGAUACUGUUGGCGAGCUGCCAGGUACCGUUGUUCGCCGGUCUGACAAACCACUUCCAAAUGGAGCUCAAAGCCCACCGCAACCCGAUUCGGCCCCGGAAAAGAUGGAAGUGGAAAGGAACCGCCAUCAGUUCGUCACCCCACGGGACAAAUUCCUGGGUGGACCGCUUCGAGAAACGGGCUCCAAGAUGUUCACCUCCACGACGGUGCGCAAGUCGCGGAAUACAAUCGAAAAUGAGUUCAAAUCGCAGAAGGUACUGUUUGCCACGCCAGUCGUGAUGCCCCGACCGCCGGUAAACUUUCUUCCCGAUGAUAGCUUGAACUACUCGGUCAUAACUCCCGAUGCGGCGAAAAGUUCGAAGCAUUUGUCACCCAUUAAGGAGCAGCCAAAAAUUGCCAAACGAUCGACGGAUCAACUGUUUGGCGCGUUGGACACGGCUGACAAGGUGUCUCCACCGGUUGUUGCACCGACGACAAAGGUGGAGAAAGGUGGCGAUUCAACCGAUACGUCUCAGCAACAGCAGCCCAAGGAACGGCCAAUCGUCAUCAACGGGAAGGAAUACGUGGUGCUGAAGAAAAUUGGUUCCGGAGGGUCAAGUUCGGUCUUCCUUGCUAAACAGGUUGCCACCGGGUUGGAGUGUGCGGUUAAGCUCGUCAAUUUGAACGGAGACGCAAACCUGGUCGAAGGAUACCUGAACGAAACCAAAAUGCUUGCAAAACUGCAAACAAACGAGAACGUGAUCGCUUUAUACGAUUACGCACACAUUCCGGAAGCUAGCCAACUGUUUCUGGUGAUGGAAAAGGGUGAGAGUGACUUGCACCGGAUCCUGCAAGGUUACACCUCGGACAUUCCGCUUCACACGCUCAUGAGCAUUUGGUAUCAGAUGGUCCAGUGCGUCCACUACAUACACGGGGAAGGUGUCAUCCAUCUCGAUCUGAAGCCGGCCAACUUUCUCAUGAUCAAUGGUCGCCUGAAGCUGAUUGACUUCGGUAUCGCGAGCAGCAUUUCGUUCGAUUCGACCAGUAUUAUGAAAUUUUCCCAAGCCGGCACAUUCAACUACAUCAGCCCGGAAGCGCUGAUCGACACGUCGAGCGAAAUGAGUCCGGCCGGUGCGCAGCCGCGCAUUAAAAUGUCGAAAAAAUCUGACAUCUGGUCGCUGGGCUGCAUACUCUACCUGCUGCUCUACAAACGGACACCCUUUGCGCACAUCAAAAAUGUCGUAACGAAGGUGAACGUCAUCACCAAUCCGAGGACGGUAAUCGAAUAUCCUCCGCUGGCCGCCUACUACCCACCGAUGCUGCUGGACAUUUUGAAACGAUGCCUCCGGUACGAUGCAAAGUCGCGUGCUUCCACGGCGGAACUGUUAGAGUAUCCGUACCACAUGGUGAUUCCGUUGGGCAAAUAGGCGGCGCACCGAACGUUUACGUAUUUUUGUAUUUUGUAUUAUAUUUAUGUUGUUACUCACUCGAUACUAUGGCAAGCUUUGUUUUGCAAAAGCCCACUAACAGAGAACUAUACCUGAAGACCGUAAAAUGCAUAUUAUAUUGAAAACAAUACGACGAAAUAAAUGAAUUCGCAAACACAUGGACUAAUAACGCAAUGACAAAAGGAA